AACAUAUUCUUUCUUUAUAAAAAUAAAAAAUAAAUUUUGAUGAUACUCAUCUCUUUCUUCUGUUUCUCUCUAGAAAUGGUGAUAAAGUCAUCUUACCAUAUCUCUCUUUAACCCCAAAACCAAAAAUGAUAAAAUUUUUAUAGAUAGUCCCUCUCUGUCCCUACUCGCCGACUACCAUAAGAAGAAGAUUUAUCAUUUUUAUCAUUUAUCCCCCACACACAAAAGCAUAGAGAGAGAGAGAGAGAGAGAGAGAGAGAGAGAGAGAGAGGGAUAUUUAGAUCCACAGAAACAAAGGGUGUGUGUUUGUGUUUGUGUCUGUGUUUGUGGGUGUGUCUUUGGCUUGGUAUGAUGGAUAAAAGCUGUCAAUCCUCUGCAGACUCUACAACAACAACAACAAGUAGUAGCAGUACUACAACUAAUACUAAUACAAACCAAUACCUCAAACACCUCAACAAGCUUUCUCACAAGAUCUCCAAACCCAUCAUCAAAAAACCCCCUUUUGAUCAAACCCCAAAUCAAAACCUUAAUCCAAUUCCCAAUCCUAAUCCAAAUCCCCAACAAUCACAGCCACCACAGAUUCAACAACAGCAGCAACAACAAGCGCAGCAACAACAACAGCAGCAGCAGCAGCAGCAACAGCAACAGCAACAACAGCAGCAUCAACCACCAGUCUACAAUAUCAACAAGAACGACUUCAGGGACGUGGUUCAGAAACUCACGGGCUCACCGGCACACGAGCGCUUCUCAACUCCGCCGCCUAUUCAUGCGCCAAAGCCACCGAGCUCUCGCCUCCAGCGUAUUCGACCCCCGCCCCUGGCGCAACUUAGCAAUCGCCCACCUCCUUUGCUAAACAACGCUGCCUCCGCCGCUGUGGUCCCCAUUCCCAACAAUAACAACGGCGUUACGAAUUCCGGUGUCCACGUCAGCCACCUCCACCACCACAACAACAACUACGGACGCCCAGUAACGCCGUUAUCGCCUCUGCCGCCAUUCCCGACGGUGCACGCGACGGCGGAAUCGCCCAUCUCGGCUUACAUGCGGUACCUCCAGAACCCAAUCCCCGGCGUCGAUUCGAACCCUAAGCAAUUCUCGGGAUUCUCACCCUUGGCACCUCGAUUCUCGCCACGCUGGAACACCGUAACUCCGCCGCAACCGCAGCUUCAGCAUCAGUUUCCACCGCCGCCGCCGCAGCCGCAGCAACAUCAGGGGAUGCUUCCUCCUCCGCCUCCGGCGACGAUGGCUUCACAGUCACAGUCACAGUUUCUGAUGCCAACUUCACCGCUUCCAUUCGGGUGCUUGAAUUCACCGAGGUCACCGUACCCUUUGCUCUCCCCAAGUCUGCUCUUUUCGCCUUCGUCUGGCCAAUUAGGGUUUCCACAGCUUCCUCUUUCGCCUACAGUGCCAUUACCAAGCCCUAGAUGGAGAGCUCUCUGACUCAGGUAGGUAUUUCCUUUACAAAACAAAAAAACGGUGUCGUUUCAGGCUCAAAAAAAAAAAAAAAAAGUUCUUUUUAUACAAGGUAGUGGGGGUGUUUGGUGACAGAUUAUUCAAUUACUGGUGUUUGGAUAAGGAAAAAAAAAAAAUUUUGUCCACGCUGGUUAAUUUUAAAGGGUCUCUUUUGUGUAAAUUGGUUAAGAAAGACAUGUGAAAAAGGAAAGUUCUAGUUUUGUUCUUUACCUUUUUUAUUUUUUGUUGGAUAAUUUUGGCGAGGGAGCCUUAAAAAAGUUAGGGAAAUUAUAGAAUUAUUAUGGUUGGAUUUUGUUGUUGUAAUCAGGUUGUUAUUACUUGUGAAAAUUGUUUAUGAACUCAAA
This is a messenger RNA of Quercus robur (English oak), 1811 nucleotides long. RefSeq names its product VQ motif-containing protein 9. The coding region runs from base 346 to 1434 and encodes 362 amino acids. The transcript has a single exon. The record is from RefSeq and is a predicted model, not a curated record. Lineage: Eukaryota; Viridiplantae; Streptophyta; Magnoliopsida; Fagales; Fagaceae.